AGUGGCAGCGCUGACAGCGGCCGGUGCGCGUUGUCUCCACUGUGCCCUGCAUCCCGCAUCUCGCAUCGGCCAGGCUACCCGACUCAUCGCAAACGUCAGUGCUCACCAUGGGGAAGCCCACGAGCUCGGGAUGUGACUGGCGCCGCUUCCUACGGAAUCACUGGCUGCUGCUCUCCACCGUGGCCGCCGUGGUACUAGGAAUUGUCUUAGGAGUCGUGGUUCGAGGACACAGUGAGCUCUCAAAUCUGGAUAAAUUCUACUUUGCUUUUCCUGGGGAAAUUCUGAUGAGGAUGCUGAAGCUGGUCAUUUUGCCGCUGAUCGUAUCCAGCAUGAUCACAGGUGUCGCUGCACUGGAUUCCAAUGUGUCUGGGAAGAUUGGUCUGCGCGCUGUAGUAUAUUAUUUCUCCACCACCGUCAUUGCUGUAAUCCUAGGUAUUGUGUUAGUUGUGAGUAUCAAGCCUGGUGUCACUCAGAAAGUGAAUGACAUCAACAGGACGGGUAAAACCCCUGAAGUCAGCACCAUGGAUGCCAUGUUGGACCUGAUCAGGAACAUGUUCCCUGAGAAUCUGGUCCAAGCCUGUUUUCAGCAGUACAAAACCAAGCGGGAAGAGGUGAAGCCUGUGGGCGAUCCUGGGGGGAACGCAACGGAGGUGUCUGUCACCACAGCCAUGACAACAAUGUCUGAGAACAAGACAAAGGAAUACAAGAUCGUGGGCCUGUACUCAGACGGCAUCAAUGUCCUGGGCUUGAUUAUCUUCUGCCUCGUCUUUGGCCUUGUCAUUGGGAAAAUGGGAGAAAAGGGGCAGAUUCUGGUGGACUUCUUCAAUGCCUUGAGUGACGCCACCAUGAAAAUCGUCCAGAUCAUCAUGUGCUACAUGCCGAUUGGCAUUUUGUUCCUAAUUGCUGGGAAGAUCAUAGAAGUUGAAGACUGGGAAAUAUUCCGCAAGCUGGGCCUUUACAUGGCCACUGUCCUGAGCGGGCUUGCAAUCCACUCCCUCAUAGUUCUGCCCCUGCUCUAUUUCAUAGUUGUGCGGAAGAACCCUUUCCGCUUUGCCUUGGGUAUGGCGCAGGCUCUCCUGACAGCUCUCAUGAUCUCGUCCAGUUCGGCAACCCUGCCAGUUACAUUCCGCUGUGCGGAAGAAAAGAACCAGGUAGACAAGAGGAUCACGAGAUUUGUGCUGCCUGUUGGUGCCACCAUCAACAUGGACGGCACUGCGCUCUACGAAGCUGUGGCAGCCGUGUUUAUUGCGCAACUGAAUGGCUUGGACCUAAGCAUUGGGCAGAUCGUCACCAUCAGCAUUACAGCCACCGCUGCCAGCAUUGGAGCUGCUGGGGUGCCCCAGGCUGGCCUGGUGACCAUGGUGAUCGUGCUGAGUGCUGUGGGGCUGCCUGCCGAGGACGUCACCCUGAUCAUUGCUGUUGACUGGCUCCUGGACCGGUUCAGGACCAUGGUGAACGUCCUGGGUGAUGCGUUUGGGACGGGCAUCGUAGAGAAGCUCUCGAAGAAGGAGCUGGAGCAGAUGGAUGUUUCGUCUGAAGUCAACAUCGUGAACCCCUUUGCCUUGGAACCCACAACCCUCGAUAACGAAGACUCAGAUACCAAGAAGUCUUAUGUCAAUGGGGGCUUCGCGGUAGACAAAUCUGACACCAUCUCGUUCACUCAGACCUCACAGUUCUAGAUGCCUGACCUCAGAUUGAGGCCUGGGAUUGUGAAGGGCGUCUCCACAGGAGCCAUCUCCUAGCAAACUCCGACAUUAAGGAACGAGAAGGACACUAAGAGUCAACUGUACAUUUAGUUUGAUAAACAGACCUCCAGAUUAUUUUCUAUAUUUGACUUUAUAGCCUUGGUUCUCUGGGUUUAGGGAUUUGGGGUGAGAUGAACUGAAAGGAAAUUAAGAAAGUUGUGUUAUCUGGAUUUUCUAAUUCUAUACAACAGAGUUUGGAAGUAUAUGAAGUAGUAACUGUUAGGAUUAGGUCAUAGAUAUGGAAGAGAAAUUGGUUUCUCAUGCAUAGACCAGUGUUUGGGGUUUUUAAACAAUAUUAUUGGCUACAAAUUUUUACUCAGGCUUUCUAUUGGCAGGACUUCCUUUGCCUUUUUACUUUUAUAGAUUAUAAUGCAUCUCAAAAGCCCUACCCAGUUAAUGUGCCAAAUUUUCCAUUUUGACCUCAUCUCCAGCCACUCUCAAACUACCCUGGGGCGGGGGGAGCAAAAAAGAUCAGCAUAGUUCUGCAAUAACAGUUUAAAGAUAGUUGUGGGGUUUAGGGGAAGGGAAAGGGUUUUUUAUUCAAUGUACUGUAUUGAGACACUGGUAGCUGACAGCCAGUGUUCGGUAUAGAACUAUAUGUAUAUGUGUGUAUAUUUAUUAUUUUCAUGUAAUUUGCAAGACAGAGAUCAGUAAUGAACUAUCAAUGUGAAAUACGCAGCUUCCCUUGUACUUGAAUCAAAACGAUAGCUCCAGCCUAGGUGUGAGCUCACCAGAACACUGUCAGGCACUCUGGGAUGAGAAAUCAAGUUGCUGGCUUACUGUGAUUCAAGCCCUAAAGCAGAAACAUAUUAUGGUGAAACUCUAAGAUGACACAGCCAUUCACGUACAACAUCUAGGGUCAGGCUCCCGGGAGGGGGAGGCUCCCUGCGAGCAUGGAAUAAGUACAUUUACAAAGGCACUGUAGAGGCAGGAAGUGCUCCCAUAGCAACAAAAGGCUUCGAUCUUCAAGUAGACUUCAAGACCCACUUCACAAGGCUGUCACUUUUCUGUUCUUGGUUUUCUCUGCCUGCGCCCCCCACCCCCAGGGCCAAACCAGCAGUGACAAGCCACUGCUGUUUCAAAACGGGGUGGCCUAAAUUGAAUAAGCCUCAUUGCAAGGUGACCAAGCUAUCCUUAUACUGUCGUCUUUUUAUUUUAUCUUCUGGUUUUUUUAUUUUUUAGUUUUUGAGACAGCGCCUCUCUACAUAGCCCUGGAUAUCCUGGAACUCACUAUGUAGACUAGACUGGCCUCAAACUCACAGAGAUCCUCCUGCCUCUGCCUCUUUAGUGCUGGCCUGAAAGGUAGGUACCACCAUGCCCAGCUCUACACUGUAUUUUUACAGAAGAAAAGCCAGGCCAUAAGCGACUGGUACCAGCGGUUCAGGGACAAUACUUCAGUCCUUCCCUGGAGAGGAUUGUUCUGGGAAUCUCAGCCUUGUGGCUUAGAAUCCUCUGCCUGUCUUUCUCCUGCUAAUUCCCGAAGAUGGCUUAUAAAAGUCUACACUUCUGUCCUCAUCCUGUAAAUAAAACUCAACAAAAACUUGUUCUUAACUUGGAGACAGGUUCAUAACAGCCGUGUUUCUGUAGUGCCCUUAAGUCAUCUUAAACCCGUGCUUUUAUAUUUAAGAAGCCAGAAAUCGUGCCAAAGAUAGCAGGAAGGUAACCGAAUGCUCAGAGUUGGCCACGCCCACCUGAAAGCUACCGACUGACCGUCACGGUGACCCUUGACUCCGAACUUUGAAGUACAAAUAUCUGUAUUCUUUAUAGGAAGUAAAUCUAAAUCUAAAUGAGGUUGAAUGGAUAUUUUAUUUAGGAGUGGAUGGUUCUGUCCCCUUAUCAGGUGGUUCUCCUUAGUGGCAGUGAAUUGGCAGAGCCGUUCACAAGAUCAUUGGGGUCAUCUUGUAACCAGCCACUUCACACACUGUGCUGUUAACUCAAGAUGAUAUGUUCCACUUCCUUCUCAAUAAACAUCUCCCCCACUCUUUCUCCCCUUA
Mus musculus (house mouse) is the source of this 3739-nucleotide messenger RNA. It is a transcript of the gene Slc1a1, whose product is annotated as solute carrier family 1 (neuronal/epithelial high affinity glutamate transporter, system Xag), member 1. The record is from RefSeq and is marked validated. Gene Ontology annotation, cellular component: synapse; early endosome membrane; apical part of cell. Gene Ontology annotation, biological process: D-aspartate import across plasma membrane; L-glutamate transmembrane transport; chloride transmembrane transport. The transcript is spliced from 12 exons. Gene Ontology annotation, molecular function: L-cysteine transmembrane transporter activity; high-affinity L-glutamate transmembrane transporter activity; L-glutamate transmembrane transporter activity. Bases 108 to 1679 code for a protein of 523 amino acids. Lineage: Eukaryota; Metazoa; Chordata; Mammalia; Rodentia; Muridae.